CUUGCCUGCCGCAGCACAUUGUGGGAACACCGGAGAUCACAAUAGAAUAAAAAGCAUCCAAGCGGCUCACCUGCUUUUUGUCCUGCUCUGGUAUAAAUACACUGAUUUCCAGACACCCGGACACACUCAAGCAAACACUCACACACACACUUACACACACACACACAGACCCAGACACACUCCACCGUACUGCACAGAAGGAGUAGCAGAAGUCCAGCCGUCUCUCCAUCACCAUGUGCGACCUGUGGAGAUACAAAGUCGUGAUGUCGGUGUUGGUUGUGGUGCUGUUUUUCCUCGGUUGUGACGCUGAUCUGCACAACGAAGCACAGAGAGGCAAAUUGGUGUACGCUCGCGGGAACCACUGGGCUGUGGGACACCUGAUGGGUAAGAAGAGCAUAGACGAGACGCUGGGUUCGGACAACCACGACGUCGAUGCUCAGGCUUAUUUAUUCACAGCGCAAGCCGACACACACACACAGCCGUCCAGACUGCUGAAGGCUCUUGAGGAGUUUCUGGCUGGACCAGAGAGAGAGACAGAAGACAAGAGGGAAAGACAAGAGCGUCUGGCAGGGCUGAGGAGACGAUGGGAAGAGCAGCUGGCAAGAGAGAGGGAGAGCAAUCAGGCAGCAAGGUUUUUGUUACUGGCGUUAAACACGAGAGACUCCGACGCCAGCUGAAGACCAGCGUCACUUCGGAUUUAUAACCCAGUUGGAAGCAGCUGAGAAGUGACGGUGCUGCCUCACAGUCAACUCUGUUAGAGAAUCAGCACCUAAAUCUCGCUGUCUGUUCAUUCUGCAUCAUCACAUCAACUCACAAACGUGUCCUAUUUUUUGUAAGUGAAUAUAAUUCUAUGCCUUUGUUUUAUAGGCCAACUACUACUACAA
Molecule: messenger RNA, 884 nt
Organism: Clarias gariepinus (North African catfish)
Lineage: Eukaryota; Metazoa; Chordata; Actinopteri; Siluriformes; Clariidae
Gene: grp
Product: gastrin-releasing peptide
Exons: 4
Coding region: 234-677 (147 amino acids)
Biological process (GO): neuropeptide signaling pathway
Molecular function (GO): neuropeptide hormone activity
Source: RefSeq, a predicted model, not a curated record